AAUCCUCAGAACAAAAUACAGACUUACAGAAAACAAAAAUUCCUGAAAUAGAUGUACAGCCGUUGAUAGAAGAAUUAAGAAUAGAACCUUUAGUGGAAGAUACCAUUAAAGUUGUUAAUGUUGAUAAAAAUUCUACAGAUAAGCAAUUACUCGCAAUCGAAUUG
Messenger RNA from Scutellospora calospora, 164 nucleotides. The record is from the annotation of a GenBank genome assembly. Lineage: Eukaryota; Fungi; Glomeromycota; Glomeromycetes; Diversisporales; Gigasporaceae.